UCCAUUAGGCGGGCACCAAAAAGCCAAAAACUAGCAUAUAUUCCUCUAGCAAAAAUUCUCGACUCAAGCACUCAACUUUCACUCAUAUUUUACAUUUUUACUUGCUUGUUGUCCAAAAACCCCAAAUUCCAAAUUUACAAUCAUAAAAUAAAAUUCAAUCAUCAAAACAUUUUCUCCUAAAAUGAAAACUCACCGUCGCCGGGAACUAUCCUGGUCGGAAUUACCACCGGAGUUACUCCCCGCCAUCGCAAACCGCCUCGAAAUCCGAACCGACAUCCUCCAUUUCCGGCGAGUUUGCAAGACAUGGCGAUCUUCAGCUCCUCUCUCUCUCCUCGACUCAAAACCCAUCUUAACCCAUCUUCUCCCUCACAAACUUCCAGAAGAUUCUGAUAAAAAUCACACUAAGGUUUUAGUGGCAAACACUGUUUUCCUCAUAAAAUCUGAUGCUCAUCCAAAUCUCCCGCCUUGGUUGUUCACUGGUGAAGAGUUGUUCCCCGGUUCGUUCUCCGUAAGACGGCCUCUUUCUCGUAAUAUCGCCGAGUCUUACGAAUUGCCUGACGAUUUUCCGUAUGAAUUGGAUUUGUCUAAAUUUCGUGAGUUGGAGUUAGGUAUGUUUUACAAUUAUAAUUAUUUGGAUGAUAAUACUGUAGUUUCUGAUUUCAAUGUUCCGGUUUUGGUACCUUAUACAAAGAUGCCAAAGAAGCCGUCAUUUCCGGAUGAAAAUAAGGUUGUUCUGUUUGUGAAUCCGAAUUGCGAAACUGGCUGUUGUAGCAUCGAUGAUUGUAUGGUUGUGGAAUUGUCCAAAGAGGUAGCCCUAACAGUGAAGAGUCUUAGAAAUGGGGAGAAACGAAAAGUGUAUUUUAUGGGAAAGAGGAAGUUUGAUGAUAUUGUUUGUUUUAAAGGGAAGAUUUAUGCUGUUGAUAGGAAAGGUAGGGUGUGUUCGAUGGAUUAUAAUUCGCUUAAGAUGUCGAGUGUUGCUGAGGAUCCGCUUUGUGAGGGUUCGGGGAGUGAGAACAAGAAACGAUUAGUCGUUUCGAGUGAUGAUGAAUUGUACUUAGUGUAUAGAUGGUCUAAGAAAGGAAAGGCGGCGUUUAAGGUGUUUAGGCUUAAUGAGAAGGAGGAGAAGUGGGAUAUGGUUGAUGGUAUUGGUAGUUAUAGGAUGUUGUUUGUGACUCUUGACGGUUGUUUUUUCGCCGCAGUUAAGGAUUUUCCGGGGUGGAAGGGCAAUUGUAUUGUGUUCCCUUGGGGUAGCUUUCCUCUAUAUUCGGGUAAGAUGACUCUUGACAGUAAGAUAUUCAUGUCACCUUACUUGGAUGAGAUUUUUAUUGCUGUUUAUCACUUUGAGGGUGGUGAUUGUAAGCUUGUGUUUGAUUGUCCGGGCUAUGCCGACUUCUUAUGGCCACCCCCGUCAUGGCUAUGGACCGAUGUGGGUUUGGACACAAGUGGAAUGGAUUCUGAAGGAGGUGAACAAAGAGGAGAUAAAGAAGGUGUUAAAGAAAAGGUCGAAGGAGAAGGACAAGGAGGAGCUGAAGAACAAGAGGAUAAUAAUAAGUUACAAAGUGAUUCUUCUUGUCACAUUGUUCCUGAGCCCAUCCAUGAGGAAGUGAAUCCCCCCAAUGGCGCGCAAGUUUCCAAGGGCAUACAAAUUGAUCAAGAGCGCAUAGUUCUUGAAGAGUUUAAGGAUAAAAAAGUGGUGAUUCAGCUCCUGUAGUGAACUCUCCUCUUAAGAUUGCUGAAAAAGAUGGCUCACAAGCAAAAUUCCUUGGAGUAGAUGUGAGCUCUCAGUUGAUUCCGAUUUUGCAGAAGAUAUGGGAUAAGUAUGGAAACAUUAUAGAAGGGCAUGUUGUGAACAGUGGAAGUCUUCUUACUUGGGCCUUAGAAUCUCUAGCUAAGAUGAUUAUUUUUCUUGAGAACAAUGAAGGAAGGUCAUUAGAUGACUCCCAAGCUAAUUAUCUCAAUUCAGUCCUCCUUGAUCUUCAACUAAUGCACUUUAAAUUAGAUUGGCUUAUGCCCUCAGUAGAGAAGGUUUUGGCACCUCACAAAAACAAGGUUUGUAUGGAUCUUGAAAAGACAAAUCCCGAGUUCCAAACAGAGUUUUAUUGGAUGGAAGAGGUAUUGCCUGAACAGACAAAGCUUGUUUCAGAGAGCCAAGUGGUCUCAGCUGAAGAACCAUGCCCAGUCCUCGACCUCCUCAGCUUCAUAGACAAGCAAUAGCUGUCAGGAAUUAGAAUGCUCAAGCUGAGGAAUCGAGGAAUCAACUACACUUUUGGAGAUGCAUCAUCAAUUUAUGCUUAUGGAAGAAAGUUUUUUGUUCAUCACUGUAAAGUAAUGGUUAUGUAAACCAAACUUUUAGUUGUGGUAAUGAUGCUCAGGUCUUUAGGAUUCGAAAAUAGCCACUCGUAGUUGCAGGAUUAAUAGGACCUCUGUAGGGAGAAGUCUUUUGAUACAAAUUGAAUGGUCUAGUUCUAUCCUCUUUUGUGAACUGAUUGUUAUGUAAUAUAGAUUGAUGGUAUCUCGACCCUUCUGUAUCUUUAUUCAGACAAAUUUAUCUCUAUAUUUUCUGGCUUGUGCAUCAUUCUUCCUGCUAUACAGUCAAUUAGUGAUACUGUAGUAUAUUAC
Messenger RNA from Chenopodium quinoa (quinoa), 2619 nucleotides. RefSeq names its product F-box protein SKIP23-like. The record is from RefSeq and is a predicted model, not a curated record. Gene Ontology annotation, molecular function: protein binding. The coding region runs from base 182 to 1711 and encodes 509 amino acids. NCBI's taxonomy places the organism in Eukaryota, Viridiplantae, Streptophyta, Magnoliopsida, Caryophyllales, Amaranthaceae. The transcript has 5 exons.